Messenger RNA from Tetranychus urticae (two-spotted spider mite), 2273 nucleotides. RefSeq names its product regulator of MON1-CCZ1 complex protein bulli (gene Bulli). The record is from RefSeq and is a predicted model, not a curated record. Gene Ontology annotation, molecular function: protein binding. Gene Ontology annotation, cellular component: Mon1-Ccz1 complex; lysosomal membrane; late endosome membrane. Gene Ontology annotation, biological process: regulation of autophagy. Lineage: Eukaryota; Metazoa; Arthropoda; Arachnida; Trombidiformes; Tetranychidae.
UAGGGCUUACCUUUGGCAAAACCGUUUUGCAUGUACAGUAAAUCUUGUUGAAAAAUGGGGUAACUCAACUCUUUUAUUCCCAUUAUGCAGGAUAAUUAUAUUUUUAAAUUAUCUGAUGAUUAUGUAAAAUUUGAACCUGUCAGUAAUGAUAAUAUUGUAUUUUUUGAUGACCAUAAUCAACAGGUGUUUAUUUUAAAAAAUGAUGGAUCUCAAGGAAUUGAAGUCAAAAGCCCGACAUCACAUUUCAAACUUAAUCUAACGCUUGAAGAUGUAACCAACAUCAAAUCGAUUAAACUUUCACCCAGCUCUGACAUAUUGGCUUUGCAGCGAUGUGGAAAUUCAGUAGAGUUUUUCGUCUUUGACAAUGAAGAUACAAAAUCAGUGUUUACUCAAACUUGCAAGAGCAAAACCAGCACUAUAAUUGGAUAUGUUUGGACCAGUGGAAAUGAAAUCGUUUUCGUUACAGAUUCUGGUGUUGAAUAUUUUGAAAUCAAUAGAACCAGAAAUUGCUGUAGACAUCUUAAAAGUUUUAAUAUCACUAUUAAUUGGUUCAUCUACCAGCCUGUUUCAUCAUUCCUGAUACUCUCUUCAAGUCAAAAUGGAAACUUGCUCCAACCAUUUCAUUUCAAAUCUUCGACUAUGUAUAAAUUAACCAAGUUUGAGGUAGAAUGGUCAGCUAAACUGAAAAAUCAGCGACCUUGUCUUUAUGAACGAGAUGUAGCUGUAGUCAACCUUUAUAAUCAAACAUUUUUACUCGUUUUACAACAUGAGGCUGUUACCAAAGAGGAAAAAGGAUCUCAAAUUUCAAUUUAUACUUUACAAAAGGAAGGGCCUGCUAGGAAAACGCAUAUACUUCAAUUACGUCUAACUGGUCGAUUUGCUAUUAACAUUGUAGAUAAUCUUGUUGUUGUUCAUCACAAAACUUCACAAGCAUCAUUAAUGUUUGACAUUAAAUCUCCCUCCGGUCAAAUUCAAUCUGGAAUAACUUAUCUUUCACCAAUUCUUCAACCAAGUCCUAUUGAACCGUUUGAAGUUGAUGAUUCAACUUUGUGUGAGCUUUAUUCAACCAAUUGGGCUAUAUUUCAACCAGAUAUUAUUAUAGACGCAAAGCUUGGUUAUUUUUGGAAAUUGAAAGUCAAUUUAAUACCAAUUUGCUCAAUGAUGUCAAAUGAUGGUCUAUUACUUGAUUUCCUUCUGCCAAGAAGUAAUUCAAAACAAGUUAUACUUAACCUAUGUAAAGAAGAAGUGUGUCGACGACCCAAGGAAUUCUCUAAUAUUAAUCAUCUUGGUAAAAUUGGUUUCAUAUUUAACAAAUUGAAUAGCAUCUAUCGAGAUAAUGGAGAAUCGUCAAAAAGUCUAAUAUGUAAACAAAUUGUCGAAAACGAUGCAAAAACUUCACCUUAUAUCGAUCAGACUGAUAUGUUUUCUUCAGUAUUUUCAGUUUUUGAAGUUAAAUCCGAGGACUCUAAUGAAAAUUUUGUCGUCUCUGUUUUAUUUGAGUAUAUUUAUUCACUCAACCGUUACAAAAUUCCUGUUCAGUAUUUAAUUUAUGAACUUUUAAUCAAUGUUCUGGUUCGCGGAAAAAAAUUCUAUCUUCUACAUCAAUUUUUACAAUAUCAAGUUUUAACACCUUCCAAGCAAUUAGCAUGUUUGCUGUUAUCACUGCAGCCUCAUUAUCCUCAUGCAACUCAACUGGCUCUUGAUAUGUUUCAGCUUCUUCAAGUUUCUCAGGAACAUGUCAUUGAUAUCCUUUUGUCUCGUUAUGAUAUUUUCCGAGCAAUAAGGUUUAUUCAGAACAACGGUAAUCCUGAAACAAUUUCAGCUAAAAAAUUUCUCGAAGUUGCAUUAUCAUCUGGAGAUGAUCAAUUAUUUUUCAAUACAUUCCGAUUUUUCGAGCAACGAAAUUUCCGUCUAAGAGGAUCACCAACAUUCCUUGAAAGUGAUUUAUGUGAACCUUUUGUUGGAAAAUUUGAAGAAAUGUUUGGCAAAUCAUCAAGUUUUUGAUAUCAAGAGAUCUUAAGAUUAAUUGGUAUGAUAAUCCGAAUUCAACAAAUUUUAGCUUUGGUGCUUCCAAAUCAAAUCAAUGAAGUGAUAUAUUUAUACAACCGAAAUUAUUUAGAAGCAAAAAUUUUGCAAUUUCUGGGGUUUUUUAAUAAUUUAUUGAAUAAUAACUGUUAUUUUAUUUAUUAGUACAACUGUAUCAAUCUAUAAUUAUUCGGCCAUGUAAGAUUAAAAAGAAAAAUAGAAAAAUAAAAUUGAAUGAAUGAUUUUAA